This is a messenger RNA of Onthophagus taurus, 2229 nucleotides long. RefSeq names its product cytochrome P450 4C1-like. Lineage: Eukaryota; Metazoa; Arthropoda; Insecta; Coleoptera; Scarabaeidae. The record is from RefSeq and is a predicted model, not a curated record. Gene Ontology annotation, molecular function: heme binding; iron ion binding; oxidoreductase activity, acting on paired donors, with incorporation or reduction of molecular oxygen.
AAUUUAAACAGCUGAGAUAACACCAGAAGUUAAUUUAUCAGUGAUUAUUUUAUUUUAACGCUCAGUCAUGUUAAGAAAAUGAUAAUACAACAAAAUAUAUAAAUCCACGUCGAUUAAUUUUUUAAAUUGCGUUUUAAGCAUGGAUCCGUUUAAUUUAUUAUUAAUUACGGUGACCGUGUUGAUUCUUUAUUUUAGUUUAGAGUUUCUAUUGCGUGAUAGAAUAACUAAAUAUGUGGAUAAAAUUCCUGGACCGAUUAAACUUCCUAUUUUUGGAACAACAUGGCCUUUGUUAUUUUUGCCUAAAUCUGUAAUGUUUAUUGUGUCAAAAGAUGUUUUGAGAAGUUAUGGUCCAAUUAUGAGAUCGUGGUUGGGUAGAGAACCGGCUAUACAUUGUAUAGAACCAGAAAAUGUUGAAAUUAUUUUGAAUAAUUCUAUUCAAAUUACUAAAAGUAAAAUGUAUAAAAUAGUACAUCCUUGGCUUGGAGAUGGUUUGCUGACUAGUGCCGGAGAGAAAUGGCAUAAACAUCGAAAGUUUAUUACACCAACUUUUCACUUUAAAAUCUUGGAAAACUUUGUGGAUAUUUUCGUAGAAAAAAGCCAGAAAUUGGUCGAAAUAUUAAAGGUUAAAGCUGAUGGAGAUAUUUUUAAUAUAUAUCCGUACAUUACAAGAUGUACUUUAGAUAUUAUUUGUGAAACUGCCAUGGGUGUUAAAAUUAACGCUUUAGACAAUCCAGAAAAUGAAUACAUAAAAAGCAUUUACGGAAUCACCAAAUUAACCAUGAAGAGAUUAACUACGCCUUUGUUACACCCUGAUUUUAUAUUUUAUAAAACACCAUUUGGGAAGGAAUAUAAUAAAUAUUUAACAAUACUACAUAAUUUCACAACACAAGUUAUUCAAGAUAGAAAAAAAGCAUUCAAAAACGAUCAUUUACACUCGUUGAAUACAUCAAUAGAUGAAGACAUUGGUAUAAAAAAACGUCAAGCUUUCCUCGAUUUAUUUAUUGAAAUGUCCAAUAAAGAAAAUGCGUUUACCGAUGAAGAAAUAAAAGAGCAAGUUGACACAUUUAUGUUUGAGGGACAUGAUACAACAACUGCAGCAAUAAAUUGGGCGCUCUUUUUAUUGGGAAAUCACCAAGAUAUCCAAGAUAAAGUUUACGAAGAAGUCAAUCAAGUGUUUCAAAAUUAUGAAAACUUAACUAUAAAUAGUUUGAACGAUUUAAAACUUUUGGAAAGAUGUUGUAAAGAGGCUUUAAGAUUAUAUCCUAGCGUUCCAGCGAUAGGAAGAGAAUUAACUAGGGAUAUUGUAUUAGGGGGAUAUUUAGUACCAGCUGAUUGCACGGUUGCGGUUGAAAUUCUAUCACUUCAUAGAAAUCCUAAAGUAUACUCAAAUCCUGAUAAUUUCGAUCCGGAUCGUUUUUUACCAGAAAAUACUAAAAAUAGACAUCCUUAUGCUUACGUUCCGUUUAGUGCUGGACCAAGAAAUUGCAUAGGACAAAAAUUUGCAAUUUACGAAGAAAAGAUUAUUUUGGCUUACAUCUUAAAAAAUUACAAAAUAACUUCAACGCAAACUGAGGAAACUAUAAAACCAAUGGUAGAAUUAAUUUUGCGACCAAAAGAUGGGUUAUUCAUUAAAUUAGAACCCAGAGUGUAAAUUGUUCAAGAAAAAUUUAUAUUAAAGCGGUGUCAAAAUUGGAAUUUUUUUUUAGUUUUAGUAAAUAAGCGUUUAAUUCUUCAUAAUGAGACGGAACUUGCUAUUGUUACUGUUAAAUAAAGCUUAUUUAUUUUUGUAUGUUUAUAUUAUGCUAGUGUGUUGUUGUGUAUAGCUGCUUUAGAAAUCGUUGGUUUAGUUUUUAGGUAAAAUAUGCAGUGCUGGAAACAAUUGGAUCUUGAAAGCAAUGUGUUUGACCACACACAUUGCUUUAUGAUUAGGGUGUAAUCAUAUCUGUGGAAUUGCUUGUACGAGCUGAAGAUUUGGGGAUACACUGAAUAAAGGACAACCUCUCAUUCAACAACUGCCUUUUUAAUAUUAUAAGUAAGCUAUCGUGCUGGAUCGUAUCGAAAGCCUACAAGAUAUCCAAAUAAUAACUCUUUGCAUCGAAGGCCUCUGUUGCAGCUACCACAAUUCUGUGAACUUGUUUGAUUGCUCUAUCUCUAAUAGAAUCUAGAAUAUUUGCCAUUAUUUCAAUGUUUGUCAAUUUUGAGAUGAUUCAUUAUAAUAAAUAACAAGCA